Colletotrichum phormii is the source of this 946-nucleotide messenger RNA. RefSeq lists its product as uncharacterized. The record is from RefSeq and is a predicted model, not a curated record. NCBI's taxonomy places the organism in Eukaryota, Fungi, Ascomycota, Sordariomycetes, Glomerellales, Glomerellaceae. The transcript has a single exon. Bases 132 to 626 code for a protein of 164 amino acids.
AGAUUCAGAUACAUAAUGCCACCAGCCUCAUCAGCGUCAAGCCCCCUCUCGAGACAGAGUUCACAUACAAGUCAUCUAUACCAGACCUCGACGAGACAUUGUUGAUUAUCGCCAGUCUUCCCUGCAUUGCUAUGUAUCACUGUGAUAUAACUUGGAUCACCCCCGAACAACCAUCGGAAGACCAGCAAAAAUUUGAACACGGACCACAAUUCCUGCAUCAACAACGACAAUCACGAGAACAAGAGGCCGUCUCCGCAGACACGAGGACGCAUAGCCACCGGCCUGCGCAGCGCCAGCAACAGCAAAAACAACACAAUCAUCAUCUCAGCUUCGUGAACCUUCUAGUCUCCGACAGCCGCGGGCAAGAACUGAGAGGAACCCGGUUACCGUUUGUCAGAGAUUUUCUGGCAUCACAUCAUCGAGACGGCAACCAGAUCACUAGCGAACCCACGAGCGGCCAGCUGAGGUCGAUCUCGCUUCCAGGGGUUCUCACACCUAAUCAGCAAAGUCUGUUGCUAUCGCCUCUCCCGACCACAUCGUCGGUAUCACAAUCUUCCCAAGUCGGCACUAGCAGCGCCACUCCGACACGACCCUGCGUAUCAUCAUCACGUCGGCCCUUUGGGUAGGAAACUCGUACCAGGGCGCCAACAACCACCAAAAAGAACAAGCCAAAGAUAGCGCUAUCGUCUCCGGCGGGCUGCGCUACGGAAAACAGAACAAGGCCUAGCCACAACGUGGACCAACUAGUCGCGACGUUUCUCGCCCCUGAGCUGCAUGAACCAGACGCACGCCGUGGCCGUUCUUAUUCUUGUCGGAAUAGCGCAGCGUUGAACAGGUUUAUUGCACCACCGACAGCGAACCGGCCUCCUCCCCUCCGAGUCUGGGACCGACUGACCGGUGGCCGCGCCUACGACUUUUGACGCAGCCAGCACGCAACUCUUUCAGU